Messenger RNA from Colletotrichum truncatum, 675 nucleotides. RefSeq names its product C2H2 type zinc finger domain protein. Lineage: Eukaryota; Fungi; Ascomycota; Sordariomycetes; Glomerellales; Glomerellaceae. The record is from RefSeq and is a predicted model, not a curated record.
AUGAAAUGCUCGCUGCCGCCUCACAAGGAGGCCAUAAGCUUCAAGUCAUACGACGAGUAUGAGACUCAUUACAUCAAGGCACAUAUGAACCGUUGUUUAGAAUGCGGAAGGAACUUGCCGUCAGAGCAUCUGCUCAAUGUACAUCACGAAGAGUGCCACGACUCCUUCGCUGCUGUCCGACGGGAAAGAGGAGAGCACACCUAUUCCUGCUUCGUGGAGGGUUGCGAGAGAAAGUGCAUGACCCCGCAGAAACGCCGCAUGCAUCUCAUCGACAAGCACAUGUACCCCAAGAAUUUCUUUUUCGCGGUGACCAAAGAAGGGAUAGAUGGACGGCGCUCACUGCUGGUUGAAGGGGGUCAUCAUCGACGGAAGUCGUCUAACGUUACCAGUGCCACGGAAUCGAAGCGUAAAUCAAGCAUUCUGGAGUCGUCUAUAGCUGAGAGCAGCCAGAAAGAGGAGGAGCGUGGGGCAACGGAGCAUCAGGAAUCGGCCUCGAAGCAGUCGGCAACAAAGGGAUCGACAGCAAGGCGGCCAACCACGGCACAAGCAGAUCCAACAGAACGGCCAGACACAGAAAUGGACGACCUUGCAGGCGCUAUGUCGGCAUUGCAGUUCGUGCCGAACAGUGUACGGUUUGGGCGAGGCGGGGGGCGAGCAGGAUUUGCAAAACGAUGA